AUGGGGUCUUUCAACCAAGCGGAGGAAUACGCACAGAUAGGAAGCAAUGACUCGCACCAUCGCAGAAGAAGCUGGCGCGGUAGACUACGUCAAAUCGCGCUCCCAAGCUUCCUCAUCUUGUUCCUCCUUUUCAUCACUGGCCAUGAUCACAUAUUCCGCACACUCACGAUCUGGCCUUCAUCAGCUUGUAAGAAACCAAUAAAACUUCAAUUCUCACCAUCAUCCAGUACGUUGAAGAUUUCCAUCUUCGAAGACCUACACUUCGGGGAGGCAGAGUCCACAUGGUGGGGUCCAGAGCAAGACAUCCGAACACUGCAGGUGAUGUCGUCGAUCCUCGACAUGGAGUCUCCAGACCUCGUGGUACUCAAUGGUGACCUCAUCACAGGCGACGACACACAGCUAGACAACGCCACGGAAUAUUUCGACCGACUGGUCAGCCCGAUGGUCAAGCGCAACAUCCCCUGGGCCUCGACGUACGGCAACCACGACAACAAUUUCAACAUCAGCACGGAGGCCGUCCUUGAGAAGGAGAGGGGAUACUACAGUCUCAGCAUGACGGAGAAGAUGGUCACGGGUAAAGCGGAAGACGUUGGCGUGAGUAAUUACUUCCUCUCGCUCUAUCAGAUCGGUCACGAGGGCCCCGUUGCGAUCCUGUGGUUCUUCGACAGCCGUGGUGGGCUGGCGUUUCAACGAACGGAGAAGAACGGGGAAAAGAUACAACUCCCGGGAACGGUUGAUCCCGCCGUGACGGAGUGGUUCGUGCGGACCUCAAGGAACCUGAAGCGGCAGCAUCGACGGGAAUCUAUCCCCAGCCUUGCGUUCGUGCAUAUCCCCGUCAGCGCCAUGCUUACGUUCCAGGAAGCGGGCGUCGACAAGCAUCGGCAGCCGGGGAUCAAUGACGACGUGCCGCUCUCGAGUCAAGUCGGUGACGAGGAAUUUCUGGCCGCUCUUUCCGAGGCAGGAGUUCAGGCGGUGUUCAGUGGCCAUGACCAUGGGAAUGAUUGGUGCAUGCCAGUGGAGAAAAAGGGGGGAAUGGAAGGGGGGAAAACCAUGUUCGCAUGUUUUGGGCGACAUACUGGAUACGGUGGGUAUGGACACUGGAUGAGGGGGUCGCGACAGGUCGUUUUGAGUCCCAACGGCGAGAUCGAGACAUGGGUCAGGCUUGAGAAUGGAGAUGUCAGUGGCCAUGUCAUGUUGAACGAGACUUACGGCACAGAUGAGUAUCCAGCGGCGAAAAAGGCCUUUACUAGCCUUGGUGCGGGUGAGCCAAGGUAA
Exophiala bonariae is the source of this 1275-nucleotide messenger RNA. RefSeq lists its product as uncharacterized. The coding region runs from base 1 to 1275 and encodes 424 amino acids. Gene Ontology annotation, cellular component: cytoplasm. The transcript has a single exon. The record is from RefSeq and is a predicted model, not a curated record. NCBI's taxonomy places the organism in Eukaryota, Fungi, Ascomycota, Eurotiomycetes, Chaetothyriales, Herpotrichiellaceae. Gene Ontology annotation, molecular function: hydrolase activity, acting on ester bonds.